AUGACCGUGGACACAAUCUACGGCCACAACUUCCUUGCCCCUUGGCCCGCCGCCAUGGACACCUACGCUGGAGACUUCACCGCCGACCAACUCCCCGCCCUCCGCCAAGCCUCCGACAUCAUGGCCGGCUUCUGGCUGCGCAACCCCAAUCCCAAAAACCUAAAAUACUGGUUCGGCAGCAACAUCAUCAACACCGAAACCGUGCCCGUCGUCAACCGAAUUCUCGUAAGCAAGGGUUAUAAAGAUAUACCGGAAUGGCCAGGUGUUCAAGUAGACGAGUCCAGUGAAGAGUAUCUCGCACUCCUAGGCACACCUGUCGGCGCAAACAAAGCGUUUAUGCUGGUCCAACACAAGGCGGAAUUGGGGCUCAAACAUAUUCCCAGUAUUACGAUUUUCCGAGAUACAAAGGAUCCCAAUCGCCCGGACGAUGCGCCGGCAUACCAGCUUUUGUUUCGCAUUGAAGAAGUACCGCAGGAUGAGAUUAUGCCUGAUGAUACGGAGAUUGUGGAUCAGGAGAUGACGGGCUCUGCGUCCCGGAUGAGAAGGGGAGAGAGGAGGGAUAGUUUGGUGGAGAUGGAUUUGGGGAAGAAUGUGGGGAGGUUGCAUAGGGUUAGUAUAGAUGGGCGGGGGGAGACGAUGUUGCAGAGCCAUGAGUUUGAGCGGGAGUUGUGA
Molecule: messenger RNA, 672 nt
Organism: Alternaria metachromatica
Lineage: Eukaryota; Fungi; Ascomycota; Dothideomycetes; Pleosporales; Pleosporaceae
Exons: 3
Coding region: 1-672 (223 amino acids)
Source: RefSeq, a predicted model, not a curated record